AUGGAGAACGGCUCAAGAUCAAAAAGAGACGAAGAGUUUGACUGGUUGUUCAUCAGUCAAAACCCUACAAAUUCCUUUCAGCCGUCACCCGCCACCGUGAACGGCGGAUCCGGAUCAUCCGCUAUGGGCUCUACUUCUUCCAUGCGGCCUGUAAACCACAACGAUGGGUUUCUUGUUGAUCACGGCGUUCUCUCUUUCCAAAACAAACAACAACAACAUCAACAGCUGCCGGCGGCGAUGGGAGUCAAUCCAGUCCGUUCGAUUUUGAACCAUCGUGAUCGGUAUCCGCCGUUGUUGCCUGAUUUUAUUGAGUACAAUCCCUACGAAUACGAUCACUCCUGCAACAGUUGCGAUCAGUUGUACUGCGCCGGUGAUAUCAUUCCCGGAUUUCAAAGCUAUGGUUACCGAUCACCGCUUAGUGGUUUCCCAGAAACCCAAUACGACCGGAAUCUUGAAAUCGAUUUCAGCCGAUUUAAUAUAUCGUCACCAAACCACCACCAGAUACCGCCGUACUUGCCGUCUCCUUCAACCCUUCCGGCCUCUGAUAUCAGAAACAACUCCUUCGUCUAUACUCAACUGCGAGCUCCAGUAACCCGGAAAAACACCGGCUGCAACGAUAUCUGCUGUAAUCCCCACCGGAGAGAUCAGAAUCAAAGCUUGGUGGUUGAAAACACUAAUCGCUCUAGAGAUUGGAUUAGCGCUUACGAGUUACAAAACCCUAAUAACAACAACCCUUUUUCCCGGCAACAAGAAAGUCGGCGACCUAGGUUUCCGGCGAGUUUGAAGGAUAUGAGAGGGUUGAUAUAUUUGGUGGCUAAAGAUCAAGAAGGGUGUCAGUUCUUGCAGAAUAAAUGUGAAGAAGGAAAGCCCGAAGAAAUUGAGAUGAUUUUUAAUGAAAUUAAAGAUCAUAUUCGUGAAUUAAUGGUGGAUGCUUCCAUGAAUUAUCUUGCUCAGAAGCUUUUCAAAGCGAUCAACGAGAGACAAUUGACUCACAUUGUUGUUACUCUUAUCAGUGAUAAUGGAAAUCUCACUUCUAUCUGCCUCAAUUCUCAUGGGACUCGAGCUAUGCAGAAAUUGAUUGAACUUCUUACCACUUUAGAACAGCGAUCUUUAAUAGUUUCAGCACUUAAAAGGAUCACUGUCACUUUGUCUAAGAACACCAAUGGCCAUCAUGUCAUUCAAAAUUGCUUGAAAUUGUUCCAUGUUAAUGAAUGUCAGCCAAUUCUGGAUGUGGUAGCUGAUAACUGUAUCGACAUUGCUACCGAUAAAAGUGGAUGUUGCGUGUUACAACAAUGUGUAUCACUUGCGGUUGGAGUAACUAAAGACCGUCUCAUUUCUCCAAUUAUAGAGAAUUCACUUCAUCUAUCCGAACAUCCUUAUGGGAAUUAUGUAGUGCAACAUAUACUAGGCAUGCAAAUACCAGAAGCAACGGGUGAAAUUUUAAGGAGGCUUUCUGGUAACUUUGUGUCAUUGGGGAUGAACAAGUUUGCGAGUAAUGUAGUUGAGAAGUUUUUGAAGGAUGCUUCUGAUGAUGUGGUGAUUGCUAUCAAUAGGGAGUUUAUAAACAGUCAUAACUUUUUGUCGUUGAUUACACAUCCAUUUGGGAACUAUGUUGCACAAUCGGCUUUACACACUGCCAAGGAUGGCAUUUUGGAGACGAUGAUUAAUAAAAUUCAGAAAGAGUAUGCGUCUUUACACAGUCAUCCACACGGAAAGAGGGUUCUUGCAUUGGCUAGAAGCAGUAGGCCGAAAGUGCCAGAAAAAAACAUAGAAGUGCCUAAAGAGAAACAACCAAGAAAAUCACCAAGAAAGACAGCUGAAAAAGAACAAAACAUAGAAGUGCCUAAAGGGAAACAACCAAGAAAAUCACCAAGAAAGACAUCUGAAAAAGGACCAGAGAAGAAAAACGAAUCAAAAAAGAAAAGAAAAGCUGAAGAUUCAGUUUCUGAAACAAAAGAGACUAAAAAAAGAAAGAAGAAGACUUUAAAUAAGCAUUUUGAUACAAUUAGAAAUAGAUUGCAUGAAAUUAAAGUGAACCUUGUCGCCUCGGACAAUGCAGAUAUGAACUUCCAGAUGAACUUCAUUGCUUUGUUGAUCAACUCUCUUAUAGAAUCAAGCUCAUGCGGAAAAGCAAACACAUAUCCCUUAAACUACAUCAUGAAGAAUACAAACAUAAGCAACAUUGACUGGUGCUCCUACUUGCUUAAUUGUUUGGUUAAAACAAAACAAUCUUUUGAUUCAUCCAAUCCAACAAGCAAUUUUGUUGGACCAUUUAGUGAUAGAGUCCAUUGCAGUGUAGUUAUUGCUGAAAGAAAACGUCCAGUUAUCUGUCACUGGACAUCAGAAAAAAUGAAGCUUAGAGAAAUUUAUGAAAAAGAAAUCGUCAAGCAAUUUGGUACAGGAGAUUUAAAUGAAGAUUUUGAAGAUGUUGGAAGAGGAGGUAAAUAUUUAUAG
Lactuca virosa is the source of this 2454-nucleotide messenger RNA. The record is from the annotation of a GenBank genome assembly. NCBI's taxonomy places the organism in Eukaryota, Viridiplantae, Streptophyta, Magnoliopsida, Asterales, Asteraceae.